Messenger RNA from Sardina pilchardus (European sardine), 1942 nucleotides. RefSeq lists its product as uncharacterized. The transcript is spliced from 12 exons. The record is from RefSeq and is a predicted model, not a curated record. Bases 610 to 1311 code for a protein of 233 amino acids. Lineage: Eukaryota; Metazoa; Chordata; Actinopteri; Clupeiformes; Clupeidae.
UAUCCCAUGGUAUUAGAGAGAUGAAAACUCAGUAGUCAAGUUGUGUUGUUUACAUUGUUGUUCUUAAUUUCCUUUAAGUCAUGCCACGGAUAACUACUCCCCUUCAGGAUGCCACUAAUCACAUCCUUGCAGGAAGAGACAAGAAUUCAAUUUCAGAAAUCAAAUAUAUUAAUCCAGUUAAAGGUCGUGGUAUCUUCACUUCAGCUGUCUUCAAUCAAGGAGACUUUGUGUUGGAGUAUAGAGGGGAGCUCAUUGAUGCAGCUGAAGCUGAACAUAGGCGUAAACUGUACCACAGUGCAUGUUCAUUCAAUCUUCAUGUUUGACUUCACAUGGAAGCAGAAGACAUGGCGUAUUGAUGGAGCACUUGAAGAUGGAUCAUUUGGACGACUGGUAAACGAUGAGCACUGGUCACCAAAUUCCAGAAUGAAGUUUAUUGAAGCAGGAUGAAAGCCACAUCUGUGCCUUUUUGCACUGAAGGAAAUUGCGUCCGGAACUGAAAUCACCUUUGACUAUGGUGGGAAGGAAUGGCCCUGGCGCAAAGAGGUUCCCCUUACUGUUAUAAGCACUGCUGCCCAAGAGUCUAUUUAAGACCGUUUCCAAGACCAAAUCAUGUCAUCCACAGUCUUUAUUGAAGAGACCAGAGAGAGGCCAGAAGUCCAGUCCUGCAAUAUGACAUCAGGCAGUUUUGCUUGUGAGACACAGCUCAGUGGUGCAAACAUCCCUCCUGGCCAACACUCCAUUGCAGAGCUUGGUGACAACGCCCAUGACUUGGAACCCAUUGUUUUCUCUUCAGACGUAUUCAGAGAUGCUGAAUUGAGAGCAGAGUGUCCUACACCAGACAGCCCUGCGCAUGAGGUGCACUAUGUCAGAGGUCAAUGUAGCACUUCUACUGCAAAAGAGUUGAUUGGAGGAGUUGGUGUCCAGCACCAGGAGGUGUCUCCCCCUGUGUUCUCAACAUACCUUGCCAGUGAGACCAAAUCAAGAUUGGAGUGCCAAUCAUCCAGAGGCACACCAAACCACUCUGCUUGUGAGAUGCACUAUGUCAGAGGUCAAUGUAGCACUUCUACUACAAAAGAGGGGAUUGGAGAAGUUGGUGUCCAGCACCAAGAGGUGUCUCCCCCUGUGUUCUCAACAGCCCUUGCCAGUGAGACCAAAUCCAGAUUGGAGUGUCAAUCAUCCAGACCCGCACCAAACGACUCCGCUUGUGAGGUUUCAUCAAGGCGGUGUGUGAAGAGACCGUGGUCUGAGGAGGAGAUACAAGCUGUGAUGAAACAUAUGAGGCCUUUUAUUGAAAACGGUGUCACUUACUAGUAAGCAGUGCCUGAAGUGCAAGGAAAAGAACACCCUGUCUUGGAUCCACUUUUGGCUAGGCUGAGCUUUACUUUUGUUUUAUAAGUUGGUGUCUUGUUUUCAGAAAUGAUUUAUUUCACUUAAUUUAUUUUGCUCACAGCAGGUUUUUGUUUGUUUUGUUUUUUAGCCUUGACCUUUUCAUGUCAGGAUUCACAUUUAUUUCCCUUUAUUAGUUUUUACAAUGCUGUCCAUUGUGAAGGAACGGAUUCUUGAGGUGACCAAAUACAGUUCAGUGAUACAGAAAAUGUUGUGUUGUGUGUUAAUAAUGACAAACCUACAAAAAAGGCUCUUUUCUCAGGUCAUGUGUGAUUCUGUGCAAUGGGCAAUGGCAGACCGUCGACAAGCCAGUUGCAGUGAGGAUGUGAAACAUGAUUGCAGGUUGGCAGUUGUUUCAGGACAUGGAAACCUCCAUAAUACUAGUGAGCAAGCAUGCAAAGAUAAGUGCUGGUGGGGCUGAGCUCGUCCUAGUGGAUGCAAGCACUGUUUUUGUGUUGUGCCUACAGUUGAUUUAAUGACACUUGGCCCACUUGUUGAUAAGAGGUGUUAUCUUUUCUAACUUGCCAGAAUUUGAUUGGAGGUGCUGAUGUUUUCU